AUGGCGAGCAACCACAAGCUGGUUUGUGCCAGAGCUGCUAGGCAGCAGUUUCGUGGUGCAUUUCAGCAAGCAGUGAGGGACUAUCGAUUGGCCAAACUGUCCGCCUCAACAUUAAAGGGCUUAGACGCAUUUCUUCCAGAUGGCUUAUCGUUCUUGCCUUUGUCAUACCUCUAUGACGGGGAGGUUGCUCGCUUUGCAUGGGAAGGUGCUGUGACAAAGGAGAAUAGAGAUGCAUGUGACCGCCAGACCAACUUUCGAGUCAUGGCCAGAACCAGACCAUUGCAAGAGCAGGAGGUGGACAGCAAGCUCUACGAGUCACUUAGUUCCGAAGGUGGUAAUCAUUCGAUCAUUGUACAUGACGGCCGUGUCCACCGAGAUGGCCGGACCAUCUACACCAACCACUCACGCUUUUGCUUGGACCGGGUUUUUCCCCAGGAUGCCAGCAAUCCUCAGGUCUUUGAAGAAGCUGCGGAACCGCUUCUGAAUUUUGCUCUACAGGGUGGACGGUCUACACUGAUCUUCUUUGGUCAGACUGGCACCGGGAAAACAUACACUGCACGAGGGGUUUUGGAUGAUGUGACAAAGAAAGUCUUUCUGCAAACAGCAGAAGUGGAGAUGUGUUGCUAUGAGAUGGCCGGCACACGAGGAGGUCGCGAGGCCUUUUUCGACUUGCUGGCUGAUCGAGCUCAAGUGAAAUGUCUCACGGGUGAAGAUGGAAACGUGCAUGUCCGUGGUGCUCGAAGGGUGAAAUGUCAAAAUGCUGGAGAGCUACACCAGGCAAUUGAGGCUGCCUUUUCAUGGCGUUCCUCAGAGUGCACUGAGCGCAAUGAAGCUUCCUCUCGGUCUCAUUGCAUUCUUGAGUUGCAUCUUGCUUGUGAGGACGAGAACGGCUUAUUGCGAGUGGUCGAUCUUGCUGGAUCAGAACGGAACUUUGAAACUCAAAUGCACAGCAAAUCAAUGGCAGAGCGAGGAGGCCUUAUCAACUACUCCUUGCUCAUGCUGAAAGAAUGUGCACGAGUGAUGCACAAUCAGGUGAAAGGUGCUCGUGAGAAAGAGAUUCAUGUGCCGUUCCGAUCUUCACGACUCACUCACUUGCUGAGGAGCUCCUUCACAGACAAAUAUCAUAUGACCACCGUAGUUGCAACGCUAUCACCAUCACCUACAGAUGUUGAGCACUCGCUGAAUACCCUGCAGCAUGUUGGGAUGAUGCGUUCCGCACGGGCCUGGGAGAUGCAGGACACAGAAGCUAUGGCAGCUAUGGAAGAUGCUAUCUCAGAAGCCAAGACUGCCAAGGGAUUUGAUGCUGUGCAGGGUCGUGGCAGGGCUUUACACUCGAAGCUGCAGGAUGCUCGCAAGGGUCAACUGGAUUUGCAUGCGUUUCAGAUGAAGACACAAGUUGGCGGAAGCAUUAUCAAGAAGUAUGAAGGGGAGAGUGCAAAGUUGGAGACCUUCAUUGAUGCCCGUUGGCACCGCGAAUUGAAGGCGAGGAGUCGAUAUCUUGGCCGUUCAACACCAGUGAAAGUGCAGGAGGAUCUUUGGGUGCUGCGGGAUGCUGACAUGGAAGCUACACAGGUGCUGUCUGAUUGGCGGAAGGAGCAGUGGACAGCUUCCAAAGCCCACGACUUGCAUCGCUGGGAUGCGCAAACCCUGCAAAGCUUUUUGAAGUCCUUGGACUUACCAGGCGAAGUGCGGAUCCCUUCCACCAUGACGGGCUCGCAGCUGCGGCGCUUGGGUCCUCGAGGCCUUGCUGCCCUAUGUGGCGAUGUGGCCACAGCGCAGGUGCUCCAGGCUGCGCUACUGGGCGAAAGACAGGCUGACCAGGUGGCCACUGCGGCGCAUAGGAGCCAGAAUGCGCGGAUGACAGCGCUCGGGAAUCACAAGGUCCAUGCAGCUGUAGACGAAGCUGUAUUUGAAGAAGCACCCUUUUGA
Molecule: messenger RNA, 1929 nt
Organism: Durusdinium trenchii
Lineage: Eukaryota; Dinophyceae; Suessiales; Symbiodiniaceae
Source: the annotation of a GenBank genome assembly